Messenger RNA from Boleophthalmus pectinirostris (great blue-spotted mudskipper), 3038 nucleotides. RefSeq names its product mitoferrin-2-like. The record is from RefSeq and is a predicted model, not a curated record. The transcript has 4 exons. Gene Ontology annotation, cellular component: mitochondrial membrane. Gene Ontology annotation, biological process: iron import into the mitochondrion. Gene Ontology annotation, molecular function: ferrous iron transmembrane transporter activity. Bases 88 to 1236 code for a protein of 382 amino acids. NCBI's taxonomy places the organism in Eukaryota, Metazoa, Chordata, Actinopteri, Gobiiformes, Gobiidae.
UCACCGCGUUGUAGCAGUCCUUCACCCGCCAAGACCUCCGCGGGCCGGCUGGGACACUACCUCCGCGUAUCCUCGGACUGUUUUUGAAUGGAAGCGGACGGUUUUGUGGCCCGGCGAGCGCCCGUCGAAGCCUCGGGAGUCGACGGCCGAGAGAUCCGAUGGCUGGGCGGCAGGAUUCUGGACGCUACUGGAGGGUUUCGCGGAGCAUUGCCUUUUACGACACCCAGACUGGAACCGGACUUUGCUCCGGCGGUAGUCCAUCGAGCCAUGCCGAUGGAAAACUCGACAUCCUUGGAUACUGAAAUAGACUAUGAAGGCUUGCCCCAGGGAGCAGCCACUAGCACCCAUAUGCUGGCAGGAGCCGUGGCUGGAAUCAUGGAGCACUGCCUGAUGUACCCCAUCGACUGUGUCAAGACUCGAAUGCAGAGUCUCCACCCUGAGCCAGGAGCGCGGUAUCGUAACGUGAUGGAUGCACUGCGGCAGAUUAUUCAGACAGAGGGUGUGUGGCGGCCCAUCCGAGGCGUCAAUGUUUUGGCUGUGGGGGCGGGCCCUGCACACGCGCUCUACUUCGCCUGUUACGAGAAAAUCAAGUUCAGACUCAGCGACGCCAUCCACCCUGGAGCUAACAGCCACUUUGCUAACGGAGUGGCAGGAUGCAUGGCCACAGUGAUCCAUGAUGCCAUCAUGAAUCCUGCUGAAGUGGUAAAACAGCGCAUGCAGAUGUUUAACUCUCCGUACCGCGGGGUCCUUCACUGUAUCUCAUCUCUGCUGCGACGCGAAGGCCCGGCCGCCUUUUACCGAAGUUACACCACCCAACUCACCAUGAACAUCCCCUUCCAGGCCCUCCACUUCAUGACCUACGAAUCCCUCCAGGAAACCCUCAAUCCGCACAGACAAUACAACCCCACCUCCCACGUUGUGUCCGGUGCACUAGCUGGAGCAUUAGCCGCUGCAGCUACCACACCUUUAGACGUCUGCAAAACCCUUCUAAACACCCAGGAAGCCCAAGUGGUGAUGAUCCAAGCAGAGGGGGCGGGCACGGUUGGCGGGAGACACAUUUCGGGACUAGGGAAAGCGUUUCGGACUGUUUACAGAACCGGAGGAGCAGCGGCGUUCUUUAAAGGAGUCCAAGCGAGAGUGAUCUACCAGAUGCCCUCCACGGCAAUCAGCUGGUCCGUGUAUGAGUUUUUCAAAUAUAUCAUCACCAAAAGGCAACAUGAGAGGCUACUCAAGUGAAAAUAAACCAGGGAGUCACCAGGAAAGUAUUGAAAUAAUGCAAUGGCAAAAUGGAAGCUGUUGUUUUGGUUUUUUUGAAAUGAUAAGGGAAGUUUUGAUGUAGGUUCAACAUGAAACAUUAGUCAAAUUUAGAACAGGGAAAGAAACUAAAUAUUUAAUGAACAAGAGAUAACAGGCUUUAAAGCUUUCAUCCAUAAUUAGAUUGUCACAUAUUACCAGUGGCCAACCUACAUAGUUUAAGAGCUUUUAUGACAGGUUUUAGUACUCAAUUUAUGAUUUUAUAGAAGUAUGUUUGGGUACAUUUCAAAUAUUCUAAAAUGAGGCUGAUCGUGUUCUCCCUGUAUAAAAUGUGCUGAAACUGGCAUUAAAUAUAAAUGAAUAUUGAAUAUACAACCAUUUGCUUCAAAACAGCAAUGCUACUUUAAGCUUAAAGGUUUGUGAUCUUUAAAAGUAUAUAUUUGCAGAAAAAAUGCAAUUAAAAGAACCAAAAAGAAGGAAAAGGCUGUUUUACCUACAUCCAAACAUUAAUAUUAUUACCCUUGAAGAUCAUAGUCCAGCACUUUAUCAACUGAUUACAAACUGAUUACAUUAAUACUAUUUUCAAAGGGACAGCAAAAUUCUAAUGCCAUUUUAUUCAAUUCUUAUGAUGUUACAAAAUAUUCAGAUUUGGAAACAAGUUUGUCAGUACCCUUCACCACCAGAGGGAGCCCUACUCAAACAAAUGAAAGAUUGUCAGAGAGGAAGUUUUACAUAGGUCAUUUGACUAGUGUAGGGAAUGAUCUACUUGGUUAAUAAUAGAUACUAGAUAUUUAGCAUUAUGUUUUCAACGCACAUGUUUGCCAAUAGCUCAAGUGCCUCAGUAAUAUAGAAUCUACAUAUAUUAUUUCAGACCAAUAUUAGACUUGUAAAAAAAAAUAAAAAUAAACAAAAGUCCCAUUAAAAUUUAGGUUAUAUUUAUUUUUCUCAUUAGAUCCUAAAAGUGAAAUUUGCAUUCAUUUAUUUUAUUAAAGUUGCUAGCACUUAAAAUGGUGUAUUUUUGAAUGGUCAGUUAAAGAAGUGAUUCAGGUAAUGCCUUGACCAGCCGCCAUGCUUCCAACGCACAAAAUACUACAACAGCAACUACUACAGCGGUCAUUAAAUUAAUACAACUUAGUCCAGGGUGGAAAGAGCCAGAACAAGGAUCUGUAUUUAGUUAAAAGUAACCUACAGUAAGUUCAAAAUGAUAUGCCUCUAUAAAGUAAAUUACUACUGAAAGAGCAAAAAGUGCAUUUUCUACUACUACUUAACUACAACAACUUAUGAAUAAUUGAUAACUAACCACUAUCGAAUUUAACUUUAAACUGCUUUACUUUAGUUCUUGUGCUCUCUACUGCAACAAUUGUGAUUUUGUGUGCACAGAAAUUUGUACUAAAUAUUGGGGCAUUUAGUUUUUUACUGCAAGGAAUUUGUUAUUGAAUUUAGUUACUUUCCUCCUCUGGGCUAAGCAACACAUUUCAAAGACCUAUGGCCACCUAAUACAAAUAUAUUUAAGAGCAUUACUUUAGAAGCAAUGGAAUCGUAGUGUGGAGAAUUGUGUGAAAAUUGUGAAAAUGUUUUUCUGACUUGUAGAUGGUCCUUUGUUUCAUUGCUUUGAAGCCAAAGACUGGAACAGAGAGGAUGAUGUGUGGACUCUAAACAUGAACUGUGUGAAUUGUGUAAAUAUAAAGUUUAUGGCAGCUCCUCGCAGAAGCAGGGUCUUCUCUUGGUGCUGACUCCAAGCGCUGAGAGAAAUAAAUUAAACAAAAAUAAAAUAUAAAACCGUA